Messenger RNA from Lacerta agilis (Sand lizard), 3988 nucleotides. RefSeq names its product serine/threonine kinase 17a (gene STK17A). The record is from RefSeq and is a predicted model, not a curated record. Gene Ontology annotation, biological process: intracellular signal transduction; protein phosphorylation; positive regulation of apoptotic process. Bases 1 to 1200 code for a protein of 399 amino acids. Lineage: Eukaryota; Metazoa; Chordata; Lepidosauria; Squamata; Lacertidae. Gene Ontology annotation, cellular component: nucleus. Gene Ontology annotation, molecular function: ATP binding; protein serine/threonine kinase activity. The transcript has 7 exons.
AUGAGUCCCGAGGAGAAGCCGCCGCCGCCGCCGCGCCGCUCCCGGGGCAGCCGGGCGCCCCAUCAGCCGCGGCGCGGGGGCCUCUUGACGGAGAUCCGGACGCGCAUCCUCACCGAGCCCUUCCAGGAGCGAUACAGCCUCAGCCCCGGCCGCGAGCUCGGCAGGGGGAAAUUUGCAGUAGUAAAAAAGUGUGUAAAGAAAGAAACUGAAAAAGAAUUUGCAGCAAAAUUCAUGAGGAAAAGAAGAAAGGGCCAAGAUUGCCGGAUGGAGAUAAUUCAUGAGAUUGCAGUUCUGGAACUGGCACAACGAAAUCAUUGGGUUAUUAACUUGCAUGAAGUAUAUGAAACACCAACAGAAAUUAUUUUGGUUUUGGAAUAUGCUGCUGGAGGAGAAAUAUUUGACCAGUGUGUAGCUGAAAGAGAUGAUGCCUUCAAGGAAAAAGAUGUUAAGCGUCUCAUGAGGCAAAUUUUAGAAGGUGUUUCGUUUUUGCAUCGGAAUAAUGUAGUUCACCUUGACUUGAAGCCCCAGAAUAUUCUGCUAACCAGUGAAUCACCACUGGGAGAUGUUAGAAUAGUUGACUUCGGCCUCUCCAGAGUAAUGAAGAAUAGUGAGGAACUAAGAGAAAUUAUGGGAACACCUGAAUAUGUGGCUCCAGAAAUUCUGAGUUAUGAUCCAAUCAGCACUGCAACAGACAUGUGGAGCAUUGGAGUGCUAGCAUAUGUUAUGCUCACAGGAGUAUCACCUUUCUUGGGAAAUGAUAAACAGGAAACAUUCUUAAAUAUAUCUCAGAUGAAUGUUAAUUACUCUGAGGAUUUUGACCUUAUAUCUGAAUUUGCUGUGGAUUUCAUCAAAUCUCUUCUGGUUAAAAAGCCUGAGGAACGGGCAACAGCAGAUGAAUGUUUGGUACAUUCUUGGCUAGCACAAAUGGAUGUUCCUGAUACUAUAUACUGGAUAAAGAACACAGAGGAAGCAAACACUGUUGUUGUAAAUGAAGAAGAUUUUACUUCUGAAAAUUCUACAGAUGGAGAAAAAACAGAAGAGUCAUUAGUGUCAGAAGAGCUGAUUGUAGUAGCUUCAUAUACCCUGGGCCAAUGUAGGCAAUCGGAAAAAGAAAAAAUUGUUGAACAGAACACCAUUUCCAAGCGCUUUAAAUUUGAAGAACCAUUGCUGCAAGAAAUACCUGGAGAAUUUAUUUACUGAAUUGCAACUUGUUUCUGCUCUUUUGAGACUUUGAAACAUUAACUUGGGAGACCAAUUUAUGUAUCGCCAAAUGUACAUUUAUAUGCAAAUACAUUUCUUGAUAAAGUAGGAUUCAAAAGUCAAUGAGAAAACUGUGCCAAACAUCUUAACUUUUGUGGAUUUGGUAUGUGUACGCUUACCUUAAUUGGUCAAGCAGCAUUACAGAUGACACCCACCACCCCACCAUGAUCUGGCAGCAGACUGUUUUCUCCAGCUGGCACGAUGACAAUUGAGUCAUUGCACUGGCAGGGGAAGCAGAUCGCAGCAUUCCCAAAAUUGGCCAGUCAUGGCAGGCUGCUUGGCUAGCCCUGGUCCACCUCUGGGGUACUUCACUUGGGCCAGUUUUCCACCUCCUUGGUAAGGCACCAAAAAGAAUUUGGAUAUGCAGCCCACAGUGUUGGGCACAUGUGCUUGCUUUUUCAUCUUCCUGGGGCUGCAGACUUGGUUUAACAUCCAGUGUCCAGAUUAACGUGGCUGAGUCACAGAAGUAUGUGUUGGGAACAACUUACGCCUUUCCUGUCCUCUAGAAUCAAAGCCUGUUGUCUAGAUCUGUUAGUCAUCCAGCUGGGGAAAAAUGAUCUGGGCCCAUGGAAAGACGGAUAGACCUCAUUUUGGCCAUCAUGGAUAACCUCAAGGCUCUAAAUGAACUAUACCCUAAAAUGGCCAUAUGCUGGUCUGAGUUGCUAGAGAGGUGUCAAUGGUGGCAUAUUCUGGAACUCGCUAGGAUUACCAAGGCAAGGAAGGUGGUGAACUGUGUAGUGGUGCGCAGAAUUGAGGCAACUGGUGGAAGGGUGAUUUGGCACCCAGACAUCACUUUUGACAAGGAUGUGCUUUUCAGGCACGAUGGUGUGCACCUGUCAGUCAUGGGUAAUGAUGUUUGGCUCUCAAAAUAUCAUUGACGGCCUUAGGUCCUGGUUGCAGAUGUAGGGGGUUUUGCAGCCAGCCACGUUUGGCUUGGGUAGCAGUUUAGGCAUUGGGUAAGCCUUAGUCUUUGGUGGCGAGGGGGGUGUAGCCUCUGCAUGCUCCUCCAGUAUUCAGGGGUAUCCCCUUAAAGGGAUCUGGUAGGAGUCGCAUCUCUCCAGAAGCCCAGGCUGGAGCUAGGGUCAUAGCACUCCUCAAGGCGGCUAUGACCAUGCAGGGGAUUUCUACUUGAUGUAUGUCAUAGGACCUCUUUGCCUAGAGUUGACCCCUAACAGGUAUACCCCAGCAGGCGUGCUGGUAGUUCAGUGGUUAUACCCCAUGCAUAUGCUAAACCUCUACAUCUGUAACCAGUAAAGUUGUGGCCUAAUUUCACCCUAAUCAAUGUUGUCCUGUUUAUUCGGGUGAUGGGUAUGGAGGGAGGGGCACCUGUGCCAUGCAAGUUAAAUGCCCUUCAGAAAAGAGCAGAAAGUAGCAUUUCUUUUUUCUUCUUCUGUUGGUAUGUGUAAAGCUUUUGUGCUAUAUCCUGUUUUAACUAUUCAUGGUUGGGGUUGCUGUCCUAGUGCAAGUGACCAUUGAUAAGUAUCCCACUUGUUUGGACAAGCUGAUAAACAUUGAUUUUCACCAAGUGCAGCAAAGUACCAAAAUAUAGUUAUGCCCAAAUUCUAAGUUGCUAUUAGAGUAAUCCAAAGUCCUGAACCACUGUGCUGGGCAGGAUUUGGAUGUGGCAGACAUGUCCCUCUGCUGGGCCUACUGAAAUGGUGGGUGGUACAACUGCAGGCUGUAGCCAGUAGAACCUCCAAAAUGGGCUGGCUCUUGGAUAGGGAGGGAGUGGAGCUGGUGAAAAUAAGCACAACUGCCCCUCCCAUUACUUCUCCCCUGGCCAGCAUGAGCAGUAGAGUUUUGGAUGUGGUGGUAGCACCACUAUUCCACUCAGCCUGCUCCUCCUGGCUGAGAGUUAGGAUUGCUCCACAAGCUGGUUUAUUUUCUUCAUGCUGGUUUAAGUCUUCUAUCGCAGAGCAUAAAAACUUUUAUCAUUUUUUCCAGCACAAAUUAAAAAUACAGUUUGCAUUGUACAGUAGUAAACUUGGUAAAAUAUUUGGAGUUUUUAAAUGUACUUCUAACAAUGCCAGCUUGAUCUUGGUUGGCUGCUUGGAGACAUUGCUGUACUCUUAUUAUAUUAAGACUAAUAUUAAGUCUAACGUAAGUUAUAAGCAAAAUUUAAGUAACUCUGUAAUGAAAAAAGUAGCUAAUACGUAGGGAUGCCAAUUAAUUCCAAAAACGUAAUACUGUCAAUUUGAAAUGCUACAGUACAAAAAUUAACUUUAUGAAAAAUGUAAAUAAGUGCAUGUAUAAAGUAUAAAGUAGGAAGGGGAAAUUCUCCAAAUGUAGAAAGAGGGAUUCUGGGCUCUGGUUCCUGUAGCUGCAGUUCAUAAUGUUCUCAAAUGAGUUGUCCUUUCUCAUAUAAGCUAUGGUGCUUUUCUUACAGGAACUACUGAGUUUCUGAGACGCAGCACAUGCGUUUAGCUGGAUCAAUUGCAAAUUACCACCUCUAGGUAUCAAAUACCUGGGAUGGCAGAGUUAAAUUAGAGUAUGAUCAACUCCUUGUAAGUACUCUGUAGUAAUCUAAGGGGAAGAUGAAAUGAGAUUCAAAGCAAAAUGAGUAUCAGACCAAUUUAAGUUACAUAGUAAUGUAAAGAAGUGCUGUGCCUUUAAAUAUUUCUGCAAACUCCUGGCAGAUGUAUGCUUACUGUGUGCCUUUGAACACACAAGAACUGUUGGCAAAUGUGAAACCAUUUGCUUUAAUGUAAUAAACUGGUUUUUCCUGUUC